GCGAGCCCAGUGCUGAUCGCAUAGGUGCUUCUAGCUAAACAUUAAAAAGAAAUAAGACUAAGAAGGACUAUAAAAUUAAUCUUAAUAAAUUGUGAGCUGCUCUUGAGUGAACUUUUGGUUGGUGCCGCAUGCUCUCGUUGGAAGAAGUCGACAGUUGGAAGGUGGCCCGACCAUGUUGAUAUCGGCGGGCAGCGGCCCCACGCCCGAGUUUUCCCCCGCGUCCUGCUGCGCCUCUUGGAAAAUGGAGCCGGCGCCGCCUGCGCCUGCAGCCUUGUCGCAAACCCUCAACCUAUCGCCCAACGUACCUGUAUCCCCUUCAUCAUCCGGGGGCGGUGCCGGCGGCGGUAGCGGCACCCCCCUCUACCCCGGAGCGGCGUCUCACCCCCUCUCGUCCCUACUGUCUCAGCAGCGGCUCCUGGAGCUCUCCCGGUUUGGCCUGAGGCACUACGACAUCGCCCAUCACGUGCUGUCCCAGCAAGGUGCUGUUACCAAGCUGCUUGGUACUCUUCGACCUCCUGGCCUCAUCGGUGGAAGCAAGCCCAAAGUCGCAACUCCGGCGGUGGUAUCCAAGAUAGAGCAAUACAAGAGGGAAAACCCGACAAUCUUCGCGUGGGAGAUCCGUGAGCGACUCAUCUCAGAAGGUGUCUGCACAAACGCAACAGCACCAAGUGUAUCAUCAAUCAACAGGAUACUAAGAAAUAGGGCGGCUGAAAGGGCGGCCGCAGAAUUUGCAAGAGCGGCGGGCUACGGACUUUACGCCGCGCCACCUCCUUACGGGGCUUUCCCCUGGGCCGGCGGCGGUGGAGUGUGGCCCCCAGGGUCUUUGUCCCUACCUCCAGGGGUCCCGCCUUCUUCAGGAGUCCCUCAUCCUGAUGCAGUGCAACAAGGAUUCUUGUCUUCGGGACGGGGACUUAUAGAUGUCGACGGCGAUGAUUCUGGUUCAUUAGAUGGCGAACAACCAAAGUUUAGACGUAACCGUACAACCUUUAGUCCUGACCAAUUGGAAGAGUUAGAAAAGGAAUUCGAAAAAUCUCACUAUCCAUGUGUGUCGACACGAGAAAGGCUCGCCUCGAAAACAUCUCUGUCGGAAGCGCGAGUUCAGGUUUGGUUUUCCAACAGACGAGCCAAGUGGAGACGCCAUCAGCGCAUGAACCUCCUGAAGCGCGGUGGCGGCUCACCCCCGCACCGCCUCCCUCACUCCCCCUCCCGAUCCCGUUCGCGUUCUAUAUCCCCCGCUCGCGUGCCCUACCACACCCCUCAGAUGGGUGGCGAAAAUAGCGCAUUCAAAGCACUAUCACACCAAGACACAAAUGCACUGAAAGCCCUCUCACACCAAGCACAAUUUGACAGUAACGCCCUGAAGGCUUUAUCUCAGCAGACGUUUGAAGGAGGUGCGUUCAAACCUCACCCGGCGCUAGAGAAUAGUGCCUUUAAAGCGCUCGUACCGCAUUCCGCAGCAGCAGCGUUAUUGGCUGCACAGUCUAUUCAAUUAGCACGAGGAUGCGAGUCACAUUCCGACUCUGACGAAGAAAUAAAUGUUCACGAUGAAAGUGAUGAUGAGAGCGAGAAACAAAAGAGAAAAGCUAGGUCGAUGUCGGCCAGUCCGAACGACCGACGGCAGCCUGCCAGCGAUCUGCCUUUACAACUCACCAAACACGAUCGCUGAUCUAGAACCAUUCUUAUUUAUUUAUUUACAUAAAGUAUUAUAAUCAUUCCUAUUCAAUGUCCAUGUUCCGAAUAAUUAUGUAAAUUAUAUCCUAGAGUGCUAAUACUCCAGUUUGUUUGUAAAUUAAUGUAAAUACGGAUAUAUUUAAAUUGUUAAUGAAUACGAAGAAGAUGAAUGACUAAUAAAUUUAAUGAUGCACAAACAGUUAUGCUUUAUUUAUUUUAUAUCCAAAUUCAUAAAAGUCAAGAUUUAUUGGAAAGACGUCUGAAUCUGCCAAUUCAUAUUUUUAUUACGCAGAAAAGUUUAAUAUCUCUUUUGAAUAAUUAAUGUAUUCAAUAAUAAGGAGAAAGUUUUUACUUUGUAGUAGAAGGGAUUUAGGACGGUCGAAUAUAUUAGUUAAAUUGUAACAUCUUGAGAGUAAACCAAAGUGAUAUACCUAUUCAGCAAAUAAAAGCACGGUUUCAGGAAAUUUAAAGUUCCUAAUCCAUAUUCAGAUGAUUAAUAGGUAUAUAAUAUAAUAAUACUCCAUUGUUUAUCGAUAGAUUUGUGAGAAAUAUUUGUAAGUCUUAAAUGGAACAGUAUUGGUGUCUAGGAUAAAUGAAAUAUUGUUAAAGUUAAUUGUAAUUUUAUGUAAAUAAAUACUGUUAUGAACUCGGAAGCACUGUAAACUAUUUAUUGCUUAAAUAUAAUUUUAUUGUA
Molecule: messenger RNA, 2365 nt
Organism: Amyelois transitella
Lineage: Eukaryota; Metazoa; Arthropoda; Insecta; Lepidoptera; Pyralidae
Product: paired box protein Pax-6
Exons: 6
Coding region: 173-1666 (497 amino acids)
Biological process (GO): regulation of transcription by RNA polymerase II; anatomical structure development
Molecular function (GO): RNA polymerase II cis-regulatory region sequence-specific DNA binding; DNA-binding transcription factor activity, RNA polymerase II-specific
Source: RefSeq, a predicted model, not a curated record